AACAAGUCCUUCGAAACUUUUACACCGGAAAAACAGCGUAUUCGAAUGCGUUCGAAACUGUAGCGAAACAUCUAACACGGACCAAGCAACCCAUUCAGCACGUGAACACCUCCCAAACCUCUCGAUCCACCGUUCACCUCACUGCCCGUGAGGGGAAAAAACCACAGACCCACUGACCCACGGCCGUUUCAACUUCACAGACCCACGGCCGCGUUUUUUGGGACGCGCAGUCAUACUUUACGACUGGUGAACGCGGUUCUCUUGUGAGCUGAAACUCUUCGUAUCGGGAUUUUGAGGACACAACUGUAUUGUGACAUGGUUCACACCCAAAGCCAUUCCAGGUCAUGGUUUAUUUUAAAAUCCAGAUACGUGUUGUUUUGAUGGCUGCAACCUAUUUUGCGCACUUGCCUUGUGACACUCUGCGAUGCAACGGAGAACCUCUUCCAGGGCCUAGGCGUUAUGAAAACUCACUGUGCAUUUCACUUCAUUGGUGACAAUGGUGUGAACCCGCUGAAUAUGUGUUGUGAUUGUGCACCCACUCAUGAUGCCCCGACCCCCCCCAGCCUGUUUCGACGACUCUUCGAUGACAACGUUGUGGCGAUGUCUGCUGUGAAGCAUCGGUCUGACAUCGUUGUCAUGUUGUGAAACAUCGGUAGAACAAAACACUGCACACAGCAGGCGACUGGGGAGAGCGUCAACAAAAGCAGUCAACUUUAGCCUGUUGGAGCCAGCCAGGAAGAGAGUUGCCUGACAAGCGGAUGUGCACUUUGCCUGUCUUUUGCAUGUGCUAUCCGAUCGACCCAGACUGACUGUACCAAACAUCCAAUUUCCACCAAACCGUCCCAUCAGAAGAUUUGGUUCUUCGUAUAUGAUGCACUCUCUUCACAAUUGGACAGACCAGCCUGCCACCAACGGAGCUUUCCCCCUUUCAUGACUAGCAUUGGGGCAAAACCAUGGCAAACUUUCAGAGUUUUGCUGUCCUGCGAGUGGGUUGCAUGGAUUCCGAAAAACGUAUCAGUAUCCCGUACCGGUCCCGUACCGGUGUAAUUCUCUUUGCGCAGAUUGAGGGGGCUCAAAGUAUACAGUAGAAGACUGAAGAGCCAUCCAAGAUGGGCGAAGUGGUACGUGUGCCGACCGACAAGCUCAUGGAGGAGCAGAGAAAUGGUGCUCCUGUUGUACUAUGCAUGUGGCUUUGUGUGCCUGCGUGCUGCUGCUUUUGGAUCCCAAUGCUGUUCUUCAUGGGAGCAGCCAACGUUUUGCCAAUUUGCCCCAACUAUGACAGCUUCACCAUUUGGAUGAAGACCUAUGGCCUCGCUCCGACCCUCUGUGCAAUUGCCGUGCAGUUCUUGGUGACUUUGACUGCGUGUUGUCGCAAUCACUGUCUUUUCAAAUUGGCAUUGCGCCUGCAAGUUCUCACUGGCUUGGUGGGCGUUGGUCUGAUGGCCUGGGGUUGGGUGGAGUAUUCGCAGACGGAAGAGACGCCUUGCGUGGGCACUGGGGACAUCAAUCCCAGGACGUUGGCCCUUGUCUUUUUGAUCUUUGGGUCCAUUGGAGCUCCAGGAGUGCUAACAGCUGCUUUGAUGAGGGGCUGCUGCGGCGAUGUGAACGAGCGCAAAAUGGUGAAUGGAAGUGACACCGGCGUUAUGCCGUGAGCAGAUUGUCGACCGGUCAUUUUGUAGGCUUUCUCAGCGUGCCUUCUUGAAGGGAAUGCCACUGAGCAUUGCGGCAGCGUACCUGCCUGCCUGAAUUCGGCACGCCUGUGAGGGGAUCAUUGUUUCCUUACUUUCCUUGCGUGCUACAUGGCACUAUCUUUGCAGGGUGCUCCUUUGUGCAGAAGCAGAUAAGGAUGCAGCUCUACCGACACAACGAAAAGAAAUGCCGUCCCAGGAGUUGU
This is a messenger RNA of Durusdinium trenchii, 1894 nucleotides long. Lineage: Eukaryota; Dinophyceae; Suessiales; Symbiodiniaceae. The record is from the annotation of a GenBank genome assembly.